AUCAAAUAUUUAAUUUCGUUUUUCAAUUUCUUCGUCUCUCUCUCUCUCUCGCGAGUCACCGGAGGAAGCUGACUGAGUAGAGAAGCGAGUCACCGGUAGAUUUAUUUCCGUCUAGAAACAGGUUGUCAACACACCGAGUUGACCGUAGAGUGGUGGGGAGAUGGAAGAGGAAGAGCCAACGGGUGAGUUUCGCGGUGAGUCUCAGCCUGAGCAGAGGAAAUCUGGAACUCCGAGGCUUUACAUCAAAGAGCUUGUCAUGAGGAACUUCAAAUCAUACGCUGGUGAACAACGCGUCGGUCCUUUCCACAAGAGUUUUUCUGCGGUGGUUGGACCUAAUGGGAGUGGAAAGAGCAAUGUGAUAGAUGCUAUGCUCUUUGUAUUUGGGAAACGAGCGAAGCAGAUGCGUCUCAACAAAGUGUCUGAACUAAUUCACAACUCAACCAAUCACCAGAACUUGGACAGUGCUGGAGUUUCUGUACAGUUUGAAGAGAUUAUUGAUAAGGAAGAUGGCUCCUACGAAACUGUUCCUGGAAGUGAUUUCAUGAUUACCCGGGUUGCAUUCCGAGAUAAUUCUUCCAAGUAUUAUAUCAAUGAAAGGUCGAGCAAUUUCACUGAAGUUACCAAAAAGUUGAAGGGGAAAGGAGUAGAUCUUGACAACAACCGUUUCUUGAUUCUUCAGGGGGAGGUAGAGCAGAUAUCACUCAUGAAGCCGAAAGCGCAAGGUCCCCAUGAUGAAGGUUUUCUUGAAUAUCUCGAGGAUAUUAUUGGAACGAAUAAAUACGUGGAGAAGAUAGAUGAAUUAAAUAAGGAGCUUGAAACCCUCAAUGAAAAGCGGUCUGGAGUUGUACAAAUGGUGAAACUAGCAGAGAAAGAGAGGGACAAUUUAGAGGGUGUGAAGGAUGAAGCAGAGACUUACAUGCUGAAAGAGCUAUCUUAUCUUAAAUGGCAAGAAAAGGCUACAAAAAUGGCACAUGAAGAUACUUUAGCUAAAAUUACCGAACAGAAAGAGAGCUUGCAGAAUUUGGAAAACAGUCUAAAGAAUGAUCGGGAGAAAAUGGAUGAGAGUAAUAAGGAAUUGAAGGAACUAGAGUCUGUGCAUGAAAAACAUAAGAAGACACAAGAGGGUCUUGAUAAUGAACUUCGAGAGUGUAAGGAGAAGUUCAAAGAGUUUGAAAGGCAGGACGUAAAGCACAGGGAGGAUUUGAAGCAUGUGAAGCAAAAAAUCAAGAAAUUAGAGGAUAAACUUCAAAAGGAUUCAUCCAAAAUCAAUGAUUUGACAAAGGAGUGCGAGGACUCGAGAGAUCUUAUACCUAAACUUCAGGAAAAUAUACCGAAGCUGCAGGAGGUCUUGGUUGAUGAGGAGAAGGCACUGGAGGAAAUCAAAGAGAAAGCUAAAGUUGAAACUGAAGCUUACCGGUCUGAGCUUACAAAAAUUCGUGCUGAAUUAGAACCGUGGGAAAAGGAUUUAAUUGUCCACAAGGGAAAGCUGGAUGUUGCUUCAUCCGAAAGUGAGCUCUUGAGCAAUAAGCACGAAGCUGCUCUGAAGGCCUUCACAGAUGCUCAGAAACAGCUGACUGAUAUAUCAGGGAGGAAAGAAGAAAAAUCUGCAGCAACUACUUCAAUUAAAGCUGAUAUAGAGAAGAAGAAACUUGAAGCAAUGGAAGCUCGAAAAGUCGAAGAGGAAUCACAGAGAGAACAGGAAACUCUAAUUCCACAAGAGCAGGCAGCCAGAGAAAAAGUCGCUGAACUAAAGUCAGCUAUGAAUUCUGAGAGGAGUCAGGGUGAUGUUUUGAAGGCAGUUUUACGAGCCAAGGAGAACAAUCAAAUUGAAGGAAUAUAUGGAAGGAUGGGGGACUUAGGUGCCAUUGAUGCAAAAUACGAUGUUGCCGUAUCAACUGCUUGCGGUGGCCUUGAUUACAUUGUUGUGGAAACAACUUCUGCCGCUCAGGCAUGUGUCGAGCUGCUGCGGAAGGGAAAUCUUGGCGUUGCAACGUUUAUGAUAUUGGAGAAACAAACCAAUCAUUUACAAAGAUUGAAGGAGAGAGUGAAGACACCCGAGGAUGUUCCACGCCUCUUUGAUCUGAUUAGAGUUAAGGAUGAGAGGAUGAAACUUGCAUUCUACGCAUCCUUGGGAAACACUGUUGUGGCAAAAGAUCUUGAUCAGGCAACACGUAUUGCAUAUGGUGGGAACAGAGAAUUUCAAAGAGUCGUGACUCUUGACGGUGCUCUCUUUGAAAAAUCUGGCACCAUGAGUGGAGGUGGAGGCAAGCCACGUGGAGGAAGAAUGGGAACCUCGAUUCGAGCCACUGGUGUGUCUGGCGAAGUUGUUGCUAAUGCAGAAAACGAGCUCUUCAAAAUUGUUGACAUGUUAAACCACAUCCGUGAAAAGAUUGGCAAUGCGGUGAGACAAUAUCGGGCUGCAGAAAACGAAGCCUCUCGCCUCGAGAUGGAGCUGGCGAAAAGCCAAAGGGAGAUCGAAAGUCUCAACUCAGAGCAUAAUUACCUGGAGAAACAACUAGCUUCGCUGGAAGCUGCAUCUCAGCCAAAGACAGAUGAGAUAGACAGGCUUAAAGAGCUCAAGAAAAUCAUCUCCAAAGAAGAAAAAGAGAUUGAAAAACUUGAGAAGGGUUCUAAACAGCUGAAGGAAAAAGCUUUGGAGCUGCAAACCAGCAUAGAGAACGCUGGUGGGGAAAAUCUGAAAGGACAAAAGGCAAAGGUUGAGAAGAUUCAGACCGACAUUGACAAAAGUAAUACAGAGAUCAAUCGAUGUAAUGUUCAAAUAGAAACACACCAGAAAAUGAUAAAGAAGUUAACAAAGGGGAUUGAAGACGGGACUCGAGAGAAAGAAAGGCUAGAGGGUGAGAAGGAAAAAUUGCUGACGGUAUUCAAAUCUAUAGAACAGAAAGCAUUUGCAAUCCAAGAGAAGUAUAAAGAAACACAGAAGUUGAUUGAUGAACAUAAAGACGUGCUGACUGAAGCAAAAUCCAAUUUUGAGAAGCUGAAAAAGUCUGUGGAUGAGUUGAAGGCAUCUAGGGUCGAUGCAGAAUUCAAAGUUCAAGAUAUGAAAAAGAAGUACAAUGAAUUAGAAUUGAAAGAGAAGGGCUACAAGAAGAAACUCAACGACUUGCAGAUUGCACUCACAAAGCACAUGGAACAAAUUCAGAAAGAUCUUGUUGAUCCGGAUAAGCUUCAAGCAACAUUGAUGGAUAAUAAUUUGAACGAAGCUUGUGAUCUAAAAAAGGCUCUUGAAAUGGCUGCCUUACUGGAGGCUCAGCUGAAAGAGUUGAAUCCAAAUCUUGACUCAAUCGCGGAGUAUCGGAGCAAAGUGGAACUUUACAAUGGGAGGGUAGAUGAACUUAACUCUGUAACCCAAGAACGUGAUGACAUAAGGAAGCAGCAUGAUGAAUUGAGAAAGAGAAGGUUGGAUGAGUUUAUGGCAGGAUUUAACACAAUAUCGUUAAAACUGAAAGAAAUGUAUCAGAUGAUCACUCUCGGAGGUGAUGCAGAGCUCGAGCUUGUAGACUCGCUGGACCCUUUCUCAGAAGGUGUGGUUUUCAGUGUAAGACCUCCAAAGAAGAGCUGGAAGAACAUUGCAAACUUGUCCGGUGGUGAAAAGACACUGAGCUCACUCGCACUAGUCUUUGCACUCCAUCACUACAAGCCUACACCGCUUUACGUCAUGGACGAAAUCGACGCCGCUCUCGAUUUCAAGAACGUAUCUAUCGUUGGACACUACGUGAAGGACCGUACUAAAGAUGCUCAGUUCAUUAUCAUCAGUCUGAGGAACAACAUGUUUGAGCUAGCAGAUAGAUUGGUGGGAAUCUACAAAACAGAUAACUGCACAAAGAGCAUUACUAUCAACCCUGGAAGCUUUGCAGUUUCUCAGAAAACGCCUGCCUAAGUCUACCAAAUGAACAACAUCACUACAUGAACCACUUUUGUUGAUUUUUGGUGUCUGCAUGUAUGAACAGGCUCAUUGUAUUGUAAUGGUUUUCUACUGUUUAGUGACUUUCGCUUGCAUCUUUUUUUUUUCUUUUUGAAUGAUGGGAUUAACAUUAUCCAUGUUAUUAUAUAAUCUAAAGGAUGUGUAUAUCAGGCCUACUUGUAGACCAAGCUAAUAAUGGUCAAACCAUUUGCAUAA
This is a messenger RNA of Brassica napus (rape), 4141 nucleotides long. RefSeq names its product structural maintenance of chromosomes protein 4. Lineage: Eukaryota; Viridiplantae; Streptophyta; Magnoliopsida; Brassicales; Brassicaceae. Bases 161 to 3901 code for a protein of 1246 amino acids. Gene Ontology annotation, molecular function: ATP binding; protein binding; ATP hydrolysis activity. Gene Ontology annotation, biological process: mitotic chromosome condensation. The transcript has 28 exons. Gene Ontology annotation, cellular component: chromosome. The record is from RefSeq and is a predicted model, not a curated record.